This is a messenger RNA of Columba livia (rock pigeon), 3414 nucleotides long. RefSeq names its product stromal cell derived factor 4 (gene SDF4). NCBI's taxonomy places the organism in Eukaryota, Metazoa, Chordata, Aves, Columbiformes, Columbidae. Gene Ontology annotation, cellular component: endoplasmic reticulum. The transcript has 7 exons. Gene Ontology annotation, molecular function: calcium ion binding. Bases 261 to 1331 code for a protein of 356 amino acids. The record is from RefSeq and is a predicted model, not a curated record. Gene Ontology annotation, biological process: calcium-ion regulated exocytosis.
UUGUGACGCACUUCCUGCGCCGCGCUCGCCCGGUUCCUGUCCUCCCUCCGCCGGUUCCUGCGCGGCGGGAGCGGGUCCGGGGUCGGGUCUGUGAGGGACAGCGAGGCCCGGACGGGCCUCCCGGCGGCCGGUCACCGUUCUCAGGGGCUCCGUCCUCGGGUUCCGCAGGGAAGGGGCAUAGCGAGCGCCCCGGGGCUGUCGGUCAUUUAAUCCAUUCACAGCAACUUAAUCAGCUGACACUUUGAAUAAAAAGGGAAAAAAUGAUGUCAAGACAGGCCUUCCUCUGCGGUUUGGGGUCUCUGUACUUGUCCCUUCUGUUUGUAUUUCUCCUAAUGGAUGUUUACGCGAGGCCCGCAAAUAAUUCAGCCCUCAAAGAAAAGGCAGCUGACAGUAAAGAUGAGAACGAGAUCUUGCCCCCAGAUCACUUGAAUGGGGUCAAGAUGGAGAUGGACGGACACCUUAACAAAGAAUUCCAUCAGGAGGUUUUUCUGGGCAAAGAGAUGGAAGAGUUUGAGGAAGAUUCAGAACCCAGAAAAAACAGGAAGAAGCUCAUGGUCAUCUUUUCAAAGGUGGAUGUAAAUAAUGAUAAAAAGAUAGGUGCUAAAGAGAUGCAGCGCUGGAUCAUGGAAAAGACAGAUGAACAUUUCCAGGAAGCUGUGGAAGAGAACAAAAUGCACUUCCGAGCUGUGGACCCCGAUGGUGAUGGCCAUGUGUCCUGGGAUGAAUAUAAAAUUAAAUUUUUGGCGAGUAAGGGAUUUAAUGAAAAAGAGGUUGCAGAGAAGAUCAAAAACAAUGAAGAGCUCAAAAUAGAUGAAGAAACACAGGAAGUUUUAGAUAACCUGAAGGAUCGGUGGUACCAAGCUGACAACCCACCUCCUGAUUCCCUGUUGAAUGAAGAAGAAUUCUUGUCCUUUCUUCAUCCAGAGCAUAGUAGGGGGAUGCUGAAGUUCAUGGUGAAAGAAAUCAUCCGCGAUUUGGAUCAAGACGGAGAUAAGAAACUCACCCUGUCAGAGUUCAUUUCGUUACCUGUUGGAACUGUAGAGAACCAACAAGCUCAAGAUAUUGAUGACGACUGGGUGAAAGACAGAAGGAAGGAAUUUGAGGAGGUCAUUGAUGCCAACCACGAUGGCAUUGUCACAAUGGAAGAGCUGGAGGAAUAUAUGGAUCCCAUGAAUGAAUACAAUGCCCUAAAUGAAGCGAAACAAAUGAUAGCGGUAGCAGAUGAAAAUCAAAACCAUCACUUGGAGCUGGAGGAGAUCCUGAAAUACAGCGAGUACUUCACAGGCAGCAAACUUAUGGACUACGCACGGAACGUCCACGAGGAGUUCUGACCCCGCGCUCCUGCCCGGGGCUCAGAAGCACUUUCUUGCUUUUGAAAAGACAAAAUCCAACUCCCAAACAGACAGGAAGUUCCUUUGCUGCUAUCUGUGUCAUAUGCCUACGGUGUGUUGUCCUACACGUAAAAAACCUUCCGUCCAUAUGCAGGAUCUACAGCUCUGCCUUCGGUAUGAGGGGAAAAAGAAUGGCCCGUAAAUAAUGGCACAGGUUCUGGACUACAUGGUUUGUACAGUUAAUUCAGCUGAAGUUUCAGCUGCUUUUGGCUCGUUAUGUUUGAUGGAGGCUUCUUAACUAUUUAACUCUUCUUGCUGCCCUUAUAGCUGCUGACCCGUGGAAAUCACAAUUAAAACUGAAAGAUGUUGGGUUUUGUAAUAAAGGGGAUUGCGGUUCAAAUACUUGUAUUCUGACCUCAUGAGAAUAUCCAUACAUAGACUGAUUGGCUGAUCUUCCCAUAUUUUUUUCUCAAUGCAUCUCAAACUACUAUAAUUGUGUGUUAUUGGGAAUUUAAUACAAGUUCUUCCUCCAUCGCUGAACUAUUUUUGGGAGCUGUGGGGAAGAACUUAUUGUAAAAGUGACAAAGAAAACUGGUUGUGGUGUGACAGGUUCUGUGCUUGCUGCAGUGGGCAUGGGAGAGAUCCCAGAUUGCUUGUCUUAAAAAGUCCAGUUUCAUUCUAAAACAAUAGGGAAGGUUUCUUUGAGGACUUAAAUAUGUUGCACAGAGCAAUGGGGUUCACCCAGGUGUAUGAUUACUACGUAACUAAAAUUCAUUGUUAAAACUAGUAUAAUUACCUGCCUCUCCGCAAAUUAACGACACUGAUGAACUCAUGAAUGAUGAAGGCUUUGCUUUUGAGCUGCUUUUGCCAGGGCAAUGUACAGUCAGCACUUGGAAAGCUCGUUAAUACGGCUGGUUUGGGGUAAUCUCUGAAAGCAUCUUGCAACUCAAGGGUCACAUCCACUACUAAAACAGAAAACUUCUUCUUACUCCGGUUCCAUCCUCACUGUAAAAAACCCUCUUUCUGAAGGGUGGCCUGAAAAAGCAAGUGAGAUGUUAUAUUUGAUUAAAUUUAUUCUCUUAAUAUAAUGUAAAUAUAAGUAUUGUUGUCUCUUUCUGUUCCAGUAUUCCCUCCCUCCCUCCUUUUUUGUUGUGGAAUGCCUUGUCUCAGAGUCUUUUUAUGCCCUUAAAUCUUUUUUCAUUAAAUACUUGUCUCCACGCUUUGGAAAUAUUGCUGGGUUUAGGUCUGUCAGUGAGUGGGAAAAAAUAUCAGCUCUUCAGAAUUCUAUUGAUUUUUGAAAGAACUGCAAGAGAGGGAUCAAUUCAGUUGAUAAUCUCAUGUUAAAAUGAGUUUAGAGUUUGAGUGGGCAAGUUCUGUCUUGUCACACCUGAUGAUUAGAAGGCAAGUGUAGCUGAAAUAUGAUGGUGACAUUUGGAAAUGUAUCUGUCAAUAGAGGCAAAGAUUAUGCACACACAGCCUUAGUUUAAUAUUCUGAUAACAUGAGCAUGGAAUCUCUUGAGAAAUACACAGUAUUUAGCCAGCAACUGCAAAAAUAGUCAAGUAUGUACUGUUGUUGCAGUAUCUGCCACACGCCUGAUAAAUCUGAAGCUUGAGGAACAACUGUGAGAACUGAACUUUUAAUGUAUGGAGCAUGGAGCUGUGCACCUUAAUGUGUUUUCUUUUUCCUUGCCAGAAAUCAGGAUCACAUUUUAACUAAGAGCUGUCAGGACUGCAGGGUGAGAUCUGGAGGUACACGACAUUAUUCCUGUCUUGGAAUUUUAGAAGUUCAAACUAUUCUAGUUUGUCCGUAGUCUUAUUUAUUUUAAAAACAGAUUCUUAAAGCAUUUUCUAUGCACUCAAUCUUUCUCAGAUUCUUGCAGGUCCUUUCCCAUAGGGGAACCCUCACUUGCCUGUGAUCCCUAAGGAGCAGAGUCACUAUUUCUGCAGGUUAAUUCACUUCUGAAUGUUCUGCUGUCCCAAACAACCCUCCUUUGCAUUUAGAUGUAAGUUGACUGUAGAUCUGCUGUGUCUGGGAGGUCUGGCUGUGUUUUUUAACAGAAAUAAACCAUAUUUGAUUACUGUA